AGCACUGAGCAGGGACGAGACAAACAACAACAUGAGUUGUCCUGUUCUUUUGCUCGGUGUGUUGGCUUUGUGUUUGACUUACAACUCAGCAAUACAAAUGGGUCUGAGCGAUAAAGUGCUGAUCUUCCCUUAUGAGACAGACUUCAGUUAUGUGGCCCUGAUCCCUCAGAAGGAGCUGGCUCUGAGGGCCUUCACUCUGUGCAUGCGUGUGGCCACAGAGCUGCCUGAGGAGAGGCAGAUCAUCCUGUUUGCCUACCGCACUCCAGACUAUGACGAGCUCAACGUGUGGCGCGAGAAGGACGGCCGCGUUUCCUUUUACAUGAGUGGUGAUGGAGCCUCCUUUCACCUGCCUCCUCUGGGCACUUUCCGCAUUAGUCUCUGUCUCACCUGGGAGUCCCGCACUGGCCUGGCGGCCUUCUGGUUUGAAGGUAAACGCAGCACAUACCAGGUGUACAAACCGGGCCACACCAUCCGACCCAAAGGCACUGUACUGCUGGGACAGGACCCUGACAAACACCUGGGGGCUCUAGAGGCCCAACAGAGCUUUGUGGGCGAGCUCACCGACCUCAACAUGUGGGACUAUGUCCUGUCUAGAAGUAUGAUCCAGGCCUGGCACUACCGGCACAAGAUUCCAAAGGGAAACAUCUUUGACUGGGCCUCCAUCAGCUACGACCUCAGCGGGAAUGUGAUGGUUGUAGACGAUGACUGACAGGAGCCUGUGUCCAGAGCAUGUGGAGACCAGGCUGUGCAGAUCUGUGGACGACUCAUUAUAAUAUGCUUUAUUGUCUUUGGCAAACUAUGCACUUCUUUACAAUAACUUCAGUCCAACGUGAAGGAAAAUGUGUUUAUAGAUACACUCAUUUUGUAAUUUCAUCAGUUAUUGCCUUUUGAAGAUAACCACUAUUUUAACCAAAGGUUGUGUAUGCAGACUGGAGAAAAGGGGAGAUUCACAAAGACAAUGAGCACAAACACUGCUGUGUGCAGCUGUGAAGCUCAGGGACAGAGCAGCAGCUUACCUGUGUCUCAGACAGUGCGCAGGACACUGCACAGUAUAAUUAGCUUUCACCAUUACUAAUAUUACUUACUUAAUUAAAUAAUUACAAAUGCCACUGGAGCAUUUUAAAAGCACAUAAAUUGACUAGAUAGUCAAUGAAAAUGUACCAAAUUUAUUAAAUGUAUUUAUUUAGGAAAACCUUAUUAUUAUUAAUCACAAUUGUAGUUCUAUUUUUAAGAAUGGCUUUAACUCAACUCUUUAAUCUAUUUGAAAUGAUGUAACAAUGCUUUUGGGUCUGAAAUAAAAUUAUGCAGUCUGAAUUAAAAAUGGUGUUUGUUAUUAGAGUAAAGUGCUCAUCUUUGAACUGUGGCCCUUCCCUUUUUAACAUAAUCAUCCCCCCAUGACACAUUUGGAAAUAAUAAUGUAAUUAAAUUCUCCUCAUUAUUUAAGCAUACAGAAUCGUAUCAC
Molecule: messenger RNA, 1462 nt
Organism: Periophthalmus magnuspinnatus
Lineage: Eukaryota; Metazoa; Chordata; Actinopteri; Gobiiformes; Gobiidae
Gene: crp1
Product: C-reactive protein 1
Exons: 3
Coding region: 32-709 (225 amino acids)
Source: RefSeq, a predicted model, not a curated record